AUGGCGUCCACACGAGCAACUGGGCUUCUCAACUCCCAGCUCCGGAGCUCUUCCCGCAUCACGUCCCUCGGACGCAGCGUCUCUGCUAUUGCAACGACCAGACUCACAACGCGCUUGUCCGCUCCGGCGACAAGGAUAACCACAAGAAUGGCGACCUUUGCUGCCUUCAAGAUUCCCAAGAUUACAAACGAGCCCAAUCACCAUUAUGCCAAGGGCUCCGCUCAGCGUCAAGGCUUGGAUGCCGCGGUCAAGACCCUUCAGAGCAAACUGCCUUUGGAGGUGCCAAUUGUAGUUGGCGGUCACGAGAUCUUGACGGGCAACACGGGAAAGCAGGUCAACCCCGCCGACCACAACACCACCGUAGCGACGUACCACCAGGCCUCGCCCUCCGAUGUCACCAAGGCUAUCAAGUCCGCCCUCGCAGCCAAGCCCGCUUGGGAGUCCCUGCCCUUCGCCGACCGCGCUGCCAUCUUCCUCAAGGCCGCUGACCUGAUCUCCACCAAAUACCGUUACGACAUCAUGGCCGCCACCAUGAUCGGCCAGGGCAAGAAUGCGUGGCAAGCCGAGAUCGACGCCGCGGCCGAGCUGGCCGACUUUUUGCGUUUCAACGUGCAGUACGCCGAGGAGCUGUACGCCCAGCAGCCGCAGCACAACAGCCCGGGCGUGUGGAACCGCGUCGAGUAUAGGGCCCUCGAGGGCUUCGUGUACGCUGUCAGCCCCUUCAACUUCACUGCCAUUGCCGGUAACCUCCCCGGCGCGCCCGCGCUUCUCGGCAACGUCGUCGUCUGGAAGCCCAGCGACUUCGCCAUCGCUUCCAACUGGCUGGUCUACAACAUCCUGCUCGAGGCCGGCCUGCCCCGCGACGUCAUCCAAUUUGUCCCCGGCAACCCCGAGGAGAUUACCAAUCAAGUGCUGAAGCACAAGAGCUUCGCCUCUCUCCACUACACCGGUAGCACCGCCAUCUUCCGCAAGCUGUAUGGUGCCAUUGGACAAGGUGUUGCGGAGGGCCGCUACACCUCGUACCCGAGGAUUGUCGGCGAGACGGGUGGUAAGAACUUCCACCUGAUCCACCCCAGCGCCGACGUCGAUAACGCCGUCAAGCAGACCAUCCGCGGCGCGUUUGAGUUCCAGGGCCAAAAGUGCAGCGCGACGUCGCGUGCCUACGUACCGGCGUCCCUCUGGCCCCAAUUCAAGGAAGGUCUCGUCGCUGAGGUCAACAAAAUCAAGAUUGGAGACCCGACCGACCACGGCAACUUCAUGGGCCCCGUGAUCCACGAAGCCUCCUUCAAGAAGCUCGCGGGCGUCAUCGACGCGGCCAAAACGGACAAAUCCCUAACGCUCGUCGCGGGCGGCACGUACGACUCUUCAAAGGGCUACUUUGUCCACCCGACAAUCUACCACACCACCAAGGCGGACCACAAGCUCCUGAGUACCGAGCUUUUCGGCCCCGUUCUCGUUGUACACACGUACGACGACGUGAGCGGCAGCGGCAGCAACAACGCGUCGGCGGGAGCCUUUUCCGACGUCUGCCAGCUCAUUGACAGCACGGGCGAGUACGGCCUCACGGGCGCCGUCUUUGCGCAGGACCGGGCUGCGGUGGUGGUGGCCGAGGAGAAGCUGCGCAACGCGGCGGGUAACUUUUACAUCAACUGCAAGAGCACGGGCGCCGUGGUGGGCCAGCAGCCGUUUGGCGGCGGCAGGGCGAGCGGGACGAACGACAAGGCGGGCAGCCAGAAUUUGCUUAGUCGGUUUGUGAGCUUGAGGAGCAUCAAGGAAGAAUUUGCGGCAACGACAAAGGUUGAGUAUCCUAGUAACGAGGUCUAG
This is a messenger RNA of Colletotrichum orchidophilum, 1824 nucleotides long. RefSeq names its product 1-pyrroline-5-carboxylate dehydrogenase. The transcript is spliced from 3 exons. Gene Ontology annotation, molecular function: L-glutamate gamma-semialdehyde dehydrogenase (NAD+) activity. NCBI's taxonomy places the organism in Eukaryota, Fungi, Ascomycota, Sordariomycetes, Glomerellales, Glomerellaceae. The record is from RefSeq and is a predicted model, not a curated record. Gene Ontology annotation, cellular component: mitochondrial matrix. The coding region runs from base 1 to 1824 and encodes 607 amino acids.